UCGAGCAGCUUAAAAGCCAUCAUGUCGUUUGACGUUUCUCGUGCAGACGCAACAGUGUAAACACGUCGCAAAUUCGCGCCUACAUGUAUACGGUGCACCGUGGGUAACACGGAGGGCAAUCGACGAAAAUGACGAGAUCGUGAAUCAUCGACGAUCGAAUAAAGUGCAGCCGAGCGAAAUAUCCAUGGCCAUGGCGUCGCAUUUAUUUAGCGUAGGCGAUAUCGUCCAUCUCAAUGUCGGCGGUACGAGGUUCUCGACGUCGCGGCAGACCCUGUCUUGGAUUCCCGACUCGUUUUUUACCGCCCUACUGAGCAAUCGCAUAGCCAGCAGACGCGACGAGAGCGGAGCCCUAUUUAUAGAUCGGGACCCGAAGAUAUUCUCCGUCAUACUCAAUUACCUGCGCACCAAGGACAUCGACUUGACAGGUGUCAACAUUCGCACAUUGAAGCACGAGGCUGAGUUUUACGGCAUAACGCCUCUCGUUAAAAGACUGAUGCUCUGCGAAGAUCUGACUCAAUCUUCCUGCGGAGAUAUAUUGUUUUACGGCUCCUUGCCUGCGCCUAGCAUUCCUUUGCAAGAACCCGUUGCAGCAUCUACCAGUAUUACAGAUGUGUCUGUGCAUAACAGACCAAGUGGAUCAAAUGCAACACCUCCUCCCAGAUCUGAAGCCAACUCAAAUCAACCAAAUGUGUCAAAUCCUAAUAACCCAGCUCAGGCUGCUGCAAAUAAUCAUCGUGUACCACCUCGAGGACAUUCACAUUCUCGUACACCAUCCAUUGAUCUCAGACACGUAAGGAAUAGCUCUGCAGAUUUGAAUAAAAUGUUUAAAAACGAUGUUGGACUAGUAUUUAAUUCUCAAAAUGUUUCAAGUUGGGUGGAUCCACUUAGAGUUCAUAUCAUUAAGGCUCAUCAUAAUUGGAUUGCAAUAGCAUAUGCACAUUUUAUAACAUGUUACCGAUUAAAAGAUUCAUUUGGAUGGCAGCAUGUAUUUACUAGUCCACAUGUAGAAUCUGUGAUAGAACGAGUUGCUAUAAAUGCAAAAAUGGGAAUUGGAGCAGAUGGAAAAAUGGUUGCUAUCUCUUAUGGUAGCCAAGUUAGACUUUGGGGUGUCACAGAAGAUGGUAUCAAAUCUAACAUUGGUACAUUUAAUUUGAAUGUACGAGUAGAAUAUUUAUUCUUUAUUGGAAGCCAACUAGUUGCACUAUCACCUACUGGUAAAAUUGGUGUUUGGCAUGCAAUGACUCAUCACUGGCAAAUUCAAGAUGUAGUAUCAAUCUCGUCUUUUGAUACAGCUGGUUCUUUCCUAUUGUUGGGUUGCAACAAUGGCUCUAUAAAUUAUAUAGAUAUGCAGAAGUUUCCUUUAAGAAUGAAAGACAAUGAUCUUUUAGUAACUCAACUUUACAGAGAUCCAAGUCAAGAUCCUAUCACAGCGAUAUCUGUUUAUUUAACACCAAAAACAACACAAGGCCUCUGUGGAAAUUGGGUUGAAAUCGCUUACGGUACGAAGUCCGGUAGCGUCAGAGUCAUCGUUCAACAUCCGGAAACUGUUGGACACGGACCUCAACUUUUCCAAACGUUUACAGUGCAUCAAAGCAGUGUAACGAAGGUAACACUGUCAGAAAAGUAUUUGGUAUCUGUUUGCUCGGAGUACAAUCACGUGAGAACGUGGGCCGUGACGCGCUUCCGCGGUAUGAUCUCGACGCAGCCGGGCUCGACGCCCGAGGCGAGCUUCAAAAUCGUAUCUCUAGACGCGAUCGAGCCAUGCAUCAGUUACAACGCCGGCAAUGAUUUUGGCCCUUUUGGUGAGCAAGACGACGAGCAGGUCUUCGUUCAAAAGGUUGUACCGGAAACCGAUCAGUUGUUCGUGCGCUUGGCAUCAAACGGCAAACGCGUCUGCGUCAUUCAGUCGGUGGACGGCAGCGUCAUCACGUCCUUUUGCGUGCACGAGUGCGAAGGCUCGAGUCGUAUGGGCUCGCGGCCUCGUCGCUUCAUAUUUACCGGACACUCCAACGGCACUAUACAAAUGUGGGAUCUCACUACGGCGUUAGAUCCUUCUUUCAAUUCUACUGCUGCCAAAGAAUUUUCCGGAGGUCCUACCCCGGACGAGCUAUGGAAAUUAUUGGAUCAAUGCGACUUGAGCAAUAGCCAUUGCACGACACCAUGUAUCAGCCCAUCACCGUCUUUGAUUGCCUCUGGUCCGAGGAUCAAAGCGAGCAAUGUUUUAUUCCUUAAUCAAUCUCAAAAUAACACCGGUAUGUUCGGUGGACCUAGCCAAUCUUAAAAAUUAGCUCUUAUAAGUUUUAGUGCAUUUAAAUAAUUUAAUUUGUACAUAUGAAAAAAAAAAUUUCAAAAUAUAAGUUUGUCAAUGUCGCGUUCAUCGAAACACGCGAAAAAAAAUAUUUUACUAUUCUAAAAAAUUGUGAAACUUGCGAACGUAUAUAACAGAUGAAACUAGAUGAUUAAAUAUUGUUUUAUUUAUUGUUACGUUUGAUCUUCGUGAAAUGAUAUUGCGUGAUUGUUGACAAAAUCAUCAUUACUGUGAUUUGAAAAAAAAAUGUUUAUCAAAUUUUUAAUGAUAUUAUAAAU
This is a messenger RNA of Trichogramma pretiosum, 2586 nucleotides long. RefSeq names its product BTB/POZ domain-containing protein KCTD3. Gene Ontology annotation, biological process: protein homooligomerization. NCBI's taxonomy places the organism in Eukaryota, Metazoa, Arthropoda, Insecta, Hymenoptera, Trichogrammatidae. Bases 185 to 2281 code for a protein of 698 amino acids. Gene Ontology annotation, molecular function: protein binding. The transcript is spliced from 10 exons. The record is from RefSeq and is a predicted model, not a curated record.